AUGGCUUCAUGGGGCUCGCUAACACGACCGUACCGGGACAGCUCACCCAACUCGCCACUCUCGCCUCUGUCUCCGAGCACGUUUCCACAAUGGCUACGUCCUUCGCGGUCACGGAAAGGCACGGUGGGACAUACCAGACUCAAGACUUUCCUGCUGGCAGUAGCCUGCUUGGCGUUGGGAUGGGUGGUGACGUCGAAGCUGGGACCGAGCGAGGAUGCAGUGGAUACGGAGCAGACUUCAUACGACACCUCUUCGUCUGGAGUUUUGAGUGAUCCUUCUGGCUUUGGCACUCAUGGAGUGAAGGGGAAGAGGCCUGGUAUCAUUGGCAACGAGCUGGAAGAGGAGUUGGCAGAGACAAGCAAGCAGCAACACGGCAAGGAGGGAGAGCCUUCAGUCUCUGGGGCGUUGGCAGAGCUGCGAAACGCGGUCAGCCACAAGAUCCAGUCGUGGAACCCGUACUUCGCGAAAGGACCGAAAGUGCACGAUCUCUACAACGACACGAGCGAGGCCAAUGGCGGCAAGAACAAGACUUCACUCAGCCUAGGCGGCGAGACCGUCAAGGAAGGCGUCAACGACGACGAAAGACUAGGUGCCCGAACGCGAAUUGGCAAGAUGACCAUCCUCUUCUCCGGCAACAGCUUCUGGGAACGCUGCAUCCGCACCCACGAGCGGCACGACAAGGUACAAGGCUACCGCCUCCACGUCCUGCGCCAGCAGCUCAUGGACGACGUCUGGUCCAAACCAGCCUACAUCCUCAGCAACCUGCUCCGCGAGAUGUCGAAGCCCGAAAGCGAGCGACUCGACUGGCUCUUCUGGGUCGACGCCGACACCAUCAUCCUCAACCCCAACGUGCCCAUUGAAACCUUCCUGCCUCCACCAGGAACAGAGUUCGAUGACGUCUACCUCAUGUACUCCAACGACUGGAACGGGCUGAACAACGGCGUCUUUCCCAUCCGCGUGAAUCAGUGGGCCGUCCGGUUGUUCUCAGGCAUCGUCUCGUACCGUCACUUCCGCCCCGACGAACCGCUGCAGUUCCGCGACCAGUCGGCGAUGAAUUCGCUGAUGCAGGAGCCGGAGUUCGCGAAACAUAUCGUGCAGGCUCCGCAGCGGUGGUUCAACGCUUACCAAGGCGAGCACAACGAGACGUUGCAACCUUUCCAAGUCCGGCGGGGGGAUCUGCUUGUGCAUUUCGCUGGGGUCGGGGACCGGGAAGCGCGGAUGCAUUAUUGGUUGCAGCGGGCUGAGCAGCAUUUGGAUGAUUGGGAAGUCCCGGUGAAAUCGACGAGUUAUCCGCAGGAGGCGAGGGAUUUCUGGCAUGAGCAAAGGAAUUUACGGAAGGGUAGAGAGGAGAAGGUGGCGGAGACGAGGAAGAAUGCGCUGGAGUUGAUUACGCUGACGGAGCAGCGGAUGGAGGAGUACAUUGAUCGGCUGAAUGAUGAGCAGAAGGAGAGCAUUUCCGCUGCGCAAGUGGCGUUGAAGAAGGAGUUCGAAGACGAGAAGUCGUCUUUCGACACCACAAAGCUGCAAGAACUAAUGGACAAACUGGUCGAGACAUCCGCCCCCUUAACAUCCGCAGUCACCAACAGCAACAAAGUCCUCCUCCAAUCCGCCCACAAAGCCAUCUUCGCCGGCGGAAAAGACCUCCUCGACAACAACUUCGACGAAAACAAUAAAGACAGCCCUCACAACCUCGAACUAGCCUCUGUCUCAAACACAGUCGCCAGCCUCAAGGUCCUCGUCAUGGCGCCCGAAGACGCGUGGAACCGGCACGACAUCACCAAAGCCACCAACGCGGUCACGGAGGCCAGAGCGAAGUUGCAGGAGAAACUCGAUGCUGAGGCGGCGGCGAAGCAGGAGGUAGCGGAUCGAGCGAAGGCGCUGGCGGAUGCGAAGAUGGCGGCAGAGGUGGAAGCGGAGGAGUGGAGUGCGAAGCUGGCGGGUGGGAGUUUCACGAAGGCUGCUGUGAAGAAGCCUGGGAAGGGGCAUAAGAGCCAUAAGGCGCAUAGGGUGGGGGAGAAAUUGGAGGAGGUUGCUGAAGACGAAUCUGUCCCGUCAGAAGCUGCAGGUGUCGACGGUACAGCGGCUAAGGGAGUCGACGGAGCGGUGCCGGAGACUAUACAGGACCUACCGGAUGAUGCGGCGGCCGAUGCGGUAGAUGAUGCUGUGGACGGAGCAUAUGUAGAGGCGAAAUCUGAAGGGCCGCUGCAGCCGUCUGGUGUUGCUGUUGCUGCGGUCACGAUAACUGCGCCGGGACCGGUAGAGUGGGUGACGGCUUUCGUCGACGCGCCGAACGAGACCGAAGCGCCGGCAGCUGAAGUGCCGGAUGAUUGGACGUAUUGA
This is a messenger RNA of Saxophila tyrrhenica, 2340 nucleotides long. RefSeq lists its product as uncharacterized. Gene Ontology annotation, molecular function: glycosyltransferase activity. The coding region runs from base 1 to 2340 and encodes 779 amino acids. Lineage: Eukaryota; Fungi; Ascomycota; Dothideomycetes; Mycosphaerellales; Extremaceae. The record is from RefSeq and is a predicted model, not a curated record. Gene Ontology annotation, biological process: protein N-linked glycosylation. Gene Ontology annotation, cellular component: Golgi membrane. The transcript is spliced from 2 exons.